AUGAAAUCACAUAGUUUGCCAUUAACAGUUGAGAAUUUUCUAUUAACAUUUAAAGAAUAUUUUACUGUUUGGCUCAAUCAAAUCUUGUAUUACAAUCAUGUCUAUGAACAAUUAACUUUUGAUCAAUUCAAAUCGUUUGAUUUAAUCAUAUAUAAAAACCGUAACCCUCAAUUACAAGGUUAUAUUGAACAAUUAAUUGUUAAUGUUAUAAACCAACUAAUAAUCAAUCAAAAACAGUCACAGUCAAAGCAAAGGCAAAAACAAAAGAAACAACAAGAAACAUUCAAUGGAUUGUAUGGUAUUAAUUGUUUGGUUUAUCAUUCAACGAACAAUACAGUAGUCAGACAAUACACCAUUAAUUUUCAUGAGUUUAUUAUAAAUUUGAAUGAGACGAUAAACGAAUUGAAGCUUCAUGAUAAGGAUGAAGACAAUUCAGCCAUUAUAAAUAUUGAGAGUUUAAAUUGGGAUGAAAUUUAUACUCAAUAUAGCACUAUUUUGUUUCAUCAUAUUCAGCAGUUGAAAAUUCAUGAAAAGAGCUUGAUCGAAGAGAGACAGCAAGACCUUGAAGUUGAUGACUUGUUUUUCAAAAUCACAGUUGAUGUUGAUCAACUGUUAUACAUUAAUAAUUAUGGUAAUUGGGUGAGAUUGAAACGUGAUGGCAAUAGAGACAAUGAUAGUAGAGAUAACGAGACACAAUGUAUUUUUGAACCUAUUGGAGAUGUUAAUCUUGAACUUUUGAAUUUCAACUGUUACAACAAAGUUUUUACCUAA
Messenger RNA from Candida albicans SC5314, 771 nucleotides. RefSeq lists its product as uncharacterized. The transcript has a single exon. The record is from RefSeq and is a predicted model, not a curated record. Bases 1 to 771 code for a protein of 256 amino acids. Gene Ontology annotation, cellular component: zeta DNA polymerase complex. NCBI's taxonomy places the organism in Eukaryota, Fungi, Ascomycota, Pichiomycetes, Serinales, Debaryomycetaceae.